Copidosoma floridanum is the source of this 806-nucleotide messenger RNA. RefSeq names its product SNF4/AMP-activated protein kinase gamma subunit (gene SNF4Agamma). Gene Ontology annotation, biological process: regulation of catalytic activity; protein phosphorylation. Gene Ontology annotation, cellular component: nucleotide-activated protein kinase complex; nucleus; cytoplasm. Lineage: Eukaryota; Metazoa; Arthropoda; Insecta; Hymenoptera; Encyrtidae. Gene Ontology annotation, molecular function: protein kinase regulator activity; protein kinase binding; AMP binding. The record is from RefSeq and is a predicted model, not a curated record.
AUGAUUAACUUGCUUCAAAUACUAACUGAAAUACAUGAGUUACCUAAACCUUCUUUUUCAAAUAAGACUCUUAAUGAGCUUCAUAUCGGCACUUUUGAAAAUAUUGAAACUGCCACUGAAGACACAAGUAUAAUCUUAGCUUUGAAAAAAUUUGUACAAAGAAGAGUAUCAGCAUUACCAGUUAUUGAUAGGGAGGGCAAACUAGUCAAUAUAUACUCUAAGUUUGAUGUCAUUAAUUUAGCUGCUGAAAAAACGUAUAAUAACUUGGACGUGUCGCUAAAAGAAGCCAAUGAUCAUAGAAAUGAAUGGUUUGAAGGAGUACAAAGCUGCAAGUUGAGCGAAACUCUCUUUGCAGUAAUGGAGAAAAUCGUCAAGGCAGAGGUUCAUAGAUUAGUGGUUGUAGAUGAAGAUGGGAAAGUCAUUGGAAUAAUUUCAUUAUCAGAUCUUCUGCACUAUUUAGUUUUAAGGCCAAGUGAACAGGACUCUAACAAGAAAAAUUCUGAAUCGUCACAUAUUCAAGAAACAUUAUUGUCAGAAAUCAUUUGUUCGAAUUUUUCCAACGAAUAAAGUUAAAAAAGUAACUACUUCUACUAAAUAUAUGUAACAACUGCUAACUUAUUAGAUGUAAUCACUAAGACAGAAGGUUAGAUCAACAAAUUUCUUAUGAAAAGAAGUUCUAAGAAGCAAAUUGUUUGAUGAACAAAUUCCUUACGUCAUCAAAACAACAUGGACUAAAUUUUUAAGAAGAUUUUAAUGCUUGAAACUAAAAAUAAGAAAUAUUUGUAAAUCAUUUACAGAUACUGAAA